Molecule: messenger RNA, 1615 nt
Organism: Canis lupus familiaris (dog)
Lineage: Eukaryota; Metazoa; Chordata; Mammalia; Carnivora; Canidae
Exons: 2
Coding region: 597-1217 (206 amino acids)
Source: RefSeq, a predicted model, not a curated record
CGCACGUCUCUAUCACCUUAAACACGUCGUUGUUACAAGUGGGAAGGAGGGUCCUACAAGUGGGAGGAUGGGAUCGAGACCCACGCUGAUGGUAGAAAGCCAAAGGUCUGCGAGGGACCGAGGCCCGCCGCCUCUAGCUGUCACCAUCUGCAUCCUUUUAUCGUCAUCACGACAGUGUUAUCGCCGCGGUCUGCACAGCGCUUUGUGUGGGGUCCAGGGUCCUGAAUGAGGGCAGAGCGCUCGCCGGUCCCCACACGGGGAGCUUACGAGUAACUUACACCUGUAAGUAGGAACUGAGGCUCUGGGAGGGCCAGAGACUCGUGGGGUCCCAAGGCUCUGCUCCAUCCUCUCCUCCAGCCUCCCCUCGGGAAACCGAAAGUAAGUAGCAGCCGCAACCGCCCCCGCCGGAGGGGGUGGGAGGUGGAGGCUGUGCGGACCCCCGGGCCACAGUGCAGGACCAGACCCCGGCUCCACGGCCGCUUCACACUUCAGGCUGCUCCAGAGGUCACUUCCUCGCCUCCGGUGCCCAGCCGACCUCGCCAAGGGCUCCCAAGGUUGCGGCCAGCCGGAACCACGGCGUUGCACGUGGCAACAAGAUGAGAAUUUUCUCAAAGCCGUGCCCAAGGACGGGUGCCGUACCUGUCAGGAGGCGUGAGGAAAGAGUGUGCGGGGACGCGGCCAUAACGCGCGAGUCCGGCCGCUCCCAGGGAUCCCCGUGUCCUCUCUCCUCACCGGCUGCUGGGCGCCGCCAUCUCCGUCCCCCGCCCCCGUGGGAGCCGGGCCGUUUCCGGUGCGUCACUUCCGGCGGGCGAGACGCGGAAGGAAAGGAGAGUGGCGGCGAGUGUUGGGCUCCGGGCGGGAGGCGCGGUGCAGAGCUGGAGGUCGGAGGCCUGAGGUUCCUUCGAGAAGACGCGAGGAGUACAGUGUGGCCGAGUCUUCCCGGAAACGAGGCCGCGGGCUCCGGCGACCGGCGCCUCUGCGUCCCGAGGCUUCCCGGCGUCCUGUGGCGGGAUCGCGGUGACCUCGUGCGAGGGGUCACGGCUGGAGCGCGGCCUCCGCGCGCUUCAGUUUCAGUCAAGUUUGGGAUGCUGGUCCAUGGGACAGUGCCUCCAGCCUCCAGUCCGAUCCGCGGCGGCUCUCCUGUCUUGGCUCCUCAGCGGGAGAACUCGGGGUCCCUGGGCCGCAGCAAGGGAGCAUCUCGAGAGGUAGCAGGGUAGGAGUUUGUAAAAGGACAGUGAAGAAAAAAGAUUCAGCUUUUGGAAAGGAGGUAACUGGGUUCUACAAGGACGAUUUGGGUCUUCAUCGUAGAAGGUGAUGGCCGUUUGGGUUCACUUCAGCUAACAUUUGGUAGACACAGAAUACGGAGAAGAGUAAGGUUCUCCAGAUCUGUGGGAGCUUUAGGCCAUGCCAGUCGGGGGUGGGAGACGUUCAGUUAAUGGAGUCAGCCUGAUGGGGUAAUGUAAAAGGUACUGCAGAAAUCAGAUGAGGAGGUACCUGGGGGGCUCAGGGGUUGAGCGUCUGCCUUCCGCUCAGGUCAUGACCGGGGGUCCUGGGAUCGAGUCCCACAUCAGGCUCCUGGCAGGGAGCCUGCUUCUCUCUCUGCCUGUGUCUCUGC